UUAUUGAAAUUAUUAUUUUCGAUACAAUAUAAACUUGAAUUGUCUUGGACUUAUAUUUAAAAAAUCUAAAAAAAAAAUAAGAGUAAUUGCUGAAAUGGAUACAGAUUUGUUCAGCAAUACUGCAGGAAUAUUUGCUUAUUUGAAUUUCCUAGUGCCAGCAAAAAGAAAGGAAAUUUUAGAGAUUUUGAUAAAUGGUUUGAAAAGAUUGGAAUACAGAGGCUAUGAUUCAGCAGGGCUUGCAUUUGAGGGAAGUGAGAUUGAUCAAAAUGACAACAAAAUACAGAUGGUCAAGUGUAAAGGUCGUGUGUCCAUGUUAGAAGAUGAAAUUAAAAGAUUAGAAAACGUCAACUAUGAAAAAGAAUACAAAAUCCAUGUGGGCAUUGCUCAUACACGAUGGGCCACUCAUGGUGAGCCUAGCUCAGUUAACAGCCAUCCACAGAGAUCUGACCUUGAUAACGAGUUUAUGGUUGUACAUAAUGGUAUCAUCACAAAUUACAAAGAUAUUAAAUCAUUACUAGAAAAGAAAGGUCAUAAAUUUGAAUCAGAAACAGACACAGAGGUCAUCGCUAAAAUGAUAAAGCACAUUUAUGAUAGUCAUAAAGACAACAAUAUAUCAUUCAGAGAAUGUGUGGAAUUGACAAUCCAACAGUUGGAAGGAGCAUUUGCUCUAUGUUUGAUGAGUAGACAUUUCCCAGGAGAAUGUGUAGCUGCAAGGAGAGGAAGUCCAUUGCUUGUUGGUGUUAAAAGCCAGGCCAAACUAUUAACUGACCAGAUACCUGUGUUAUAUAGUAAAGGUCGAACUGUGUUAGAAGAGAAAGGUAGAGAUUCUAUUAAAGACGAGAAUGAAGACCACAGAGGUUUUAUCAACCCACAGAGAUGUGAUAGUACAACAGAAUUCCAUACAGUCGGGGAACAAAGUGAAGUGGAGUAUUUCUUUGCUUCUGAUGCUAGUGCAAUAAUAGAACACACAAAUCAAGUGAUCUUCCUGGAGGAUGAUGACGUUGCAGCAAUUAAAAAUGGAACUUUAUCUAUCCAUCGAAUCAAACGCACCCUUGAUGAAUCUACUGUUAGAGAUGUCAUCACACUUAAAUUGGAAUUACAAGAAAUUAUGAAAGGGAGCUAUGGAACUUUCAUGGAAAAAGAGAUUUUUGAGCAGCCAGAAUCUGUGAUCAAUACAAUGAGAGGGAGAGUAAACUUUGAGAAAAAUCAAGUGAUUCUUGGUGGAAUAAAGGACUAUAUGAGUGAAAUCAGAAGAUGUAGACGCUUAUUAUUCAUAGCCUGUGGAACAAGUUACCAUAGUGCUGUGGCUACACGACAGUUAUUGGAAGAGUUAACAGAACUACCUGUGAUGGUAGAAUUAGCCAGUGAUUUCCUCGAUAGACAGACACCUGUCUUUAGAGAUGAUGUAUGCUUCUUUAUCAGCCAAUCAGGAGAAACAGCUGACACAUUGAUGGCUCUUAGAUACUGUAAACAGAGAGGUGCCCUAAUUGUGGGUAUUACUAACACUGUAGGCAGUACCAUCAGUAGAGAUUCACAUUGUGGUGUACACAUAAAUGCUGGUCCGGAGAUUGGUGUUGCAAGUACAAAGGCCUAUACUAGUCAAUUUAUUUCACUCGUAAUGUUUGGUUUAGUUAUGUGUGAGGACAGAAUCUCUAUGCAAGAAAGACGAACAGAAAUUAUACAGGGGUUGAAAAAGCUACCAGAAAUGAUUAAUGACGUUCUCGAGAUGAAUGAGAAAGUAAACGACUUAGCCAAAGAAUUAUAUAAACAGAAGAGUUUGUUAGUGAUGGGUAGAGGUUAUAAUUUUGCUACAUGUUUAGAAGGUGCCUUAAAAAUUAAAGAGUUGACAUACAUGCAUUCAGAGGGAAUACUAGCUGGAGAAUUAAAACAUGGACCAUUAGCUUUAGUUGACAAAGCUAUGCCAGUUCUUAUGGUCAUAACCAGGGACAAAGUAUACCAGAAAUGUGUAAAUGCUCUACAGCAAGUGAAAUCCAGACAUGGUCGUCCCAUUUUACUAUGUUCUAAGGGUGAUGAGGAGACCAUGCAGCAAGCUUAUCGUUAUAUUGAGGUUCCCAACACUGUGGACUGUCUCCAAGGGUUAUUAACUGUCGUCCCACUACAGCUUUUAUCUUUCCAUAUAGCUGUGUUAAAGGGAAAUAACGUCGAUUGUCCUCGUAAUUUAGCAAAGAGCGUAACAGUGGAAUGAAUCUCUCAAGGUUACAGGUAGACUCUCCUAGGAGUUUAUUGAAGAUCCAUUCCACUCCAAACAGUUAAUGGACUACUACUUAAAACAUAUGUGGGAACUGUGUUAUUGGAUGAUAUAGGUGGACAAAUUAUUAGUAGUUGUCAAUCAUUAGACUUAAUUAUUUUUUAGAAGUUUUUGUGGGAGGCAUGAUAUAAUAAAUAUUAUAUAAAUUUUGUUGACUCUCUUUAUCUUGAACAUAUAUCUGAAGUGCCAUAUAAGUGUUUACUAUUUACCAUAAAUUGUAAUAAAGAUGAAUUAGAUGUGUAUGUUUGUACUUACAUUAAUCAAAAAUUAGGUGGAUAAAAAUGUUAAAAUGGUUGCAUAAAUUUCUAGAAGUUAUUGACUGAGUAUUCCUGACAUGAACAAAAUGGCCAAAAUUGUGAAUGAUAUGCAAGUCAAAAUAUUUCAUUUAUCAAAUCUUAUAGUGACUGUGUUGUAGAUGGUCACAUUCUUAAUUCCUGCCAAAUUUUAUAUAUAAAUUCAUGGAAAUAUAGAUUUUACUAUUCAAUCGAGUUUGAAACGAUUUUUAUCCUAUUGAGACAGUUAAAUUUAAUUUAAAAUGUGAGGCUUGUUGAAAUUAAAUCCUUAAUUCCCAGUGUAAAGAAGUGAUGAUAUAUAUCUAUACGAUGAAUUGCUGAGUCUUUAAUUUGAGCAAAAUAAAAUUCUCUAUCUAUACCUUUUAAAAAUGUCUUUAUACCCUUAGAAUUAAAUUUAAAAAAUAAAACGUAAAGAACUGAUAAGAAGUAUGUCUUUUUUAAGUUUAAUAUAAUAAUGGUAUAUUAUACUGUUUAUAUGAGCUUGGUAUGUUGGUUUUUAAAUUUCACAAAAUUUGAAUUGAAACAAAUGAAAUUUGACCCCAAGUAGGGCUUUUGUUUUGUAGAUCCCCAUGUUUUUAUAAAGCUUGUAAGGCUUUUUAAAGUGAACAUUCCUAAAAGGGGUUGAUCAAAGGAAUACUUCCUGUACUGCAAAUUUGGUUAUUUGAUUCAUCAGUAAAAUUUGAUAGUUUUUUAUUUCAAUUUAUAGGAUAUAAAAAGGGAGAUAAUUCAGUAUUUUUUAACAGUAAUUAAUUCCAUAUCAUUUUAUAAUACAUAUUGGUUAACAUUGAUUAAUAGAACCUGACAUACCUUAAUUAACAAGGCGCUGAUUCAAAUGUUUUUAAUUUAAUUGAUUAAUAAAAGUUCAAUAUAAUGAGAGUCAAGAAAUAGCAGUACACAGUAUUUAUUUAUUGUAUUUAAUUUUUUAAUAACUAUAUUGAAUAGUACCGAUAAUGUGCUGGAUGCAUUAAAGAUCUCAAACAAGUUUUUAGAACUAGGCAUUUUAAGAGAAAUUGUUGCUUUGCUGUAAUUGUAGAAGAGUUUAUUAGUCAAGCAUAAAUUGUGCUUUGGAGAGGGAAACUGUUUAGAGAUACAGGAUGAUUACUACAUUUUUUUCUAAAUUUUUUUACUGGAUAUUUUCUAUAAUCAAAAUUAAUUACUGUAAAUUCAGAAAUUAUUACAUGCAUUUAUUAUUGCGAUUUUGUCAUUUUAAACUAAAAUGAGAUUUUAAUUUUUGCAAUAUUGAGAAAAAUCCUGUUUAAUUCAUAUUCAAAUUUCAAAAUGCGAGUUUAAAUUAUUGCGAUUAUAACCCUGUCGCAUUUUUCGCAAUAAUAAAAACAUCGCAAUAAUUUCUGAAUUUACAGUAGUUGUUACUAUUUUGAGUUACAUAUUUCAGUUAGUACCUUUUUUAAGUUGCAUAUUUCAGUUAGUACCCUUUUUUUAAGUUGCAUAUUUCAGUAAGUACUUUUUUUUUAGCAACAUAUUUCAGUUACUUCCUUUUUUUCAUUACAGACAAAAUAAAAUCAAAAUCUAUGAAACUGAAACCAUGCACGAAGACAACUUCAAUUACAAGUAUUGUGGUUAAAACAAGUGCAUUGAUUGUUGAUGUAAAUAUCUAUUAAUUGUUGUAUUAAUCUAAAAUGUAAAGGCAGCUUCCUGUUUACAUUUUGUUUUAUGUUUCAUUAUAUUUAUACAAUACAUCAAAUAAAUGGUUGUCUUUGAAUGUUUACCCCACUAUUUUCCUAAGUAGUUUUGGGAAUUCACUUCAAAAGUAUCUUAUGAGUUAUACUUUUAAUAACCAAACUUUUGGCACCAAGAUCUAGUCUUAAAAUAAAUUGUCAGUUGUCAAAGUUAGUCAGGAUUUUUAGAUGUCCUUUUUAGACUUUCUUACCCUCAGUUUUAUUAAAAAUUUUAAUAUAAAGUCAUGCUACUUUGCAUUCAAACUUUUGUAAAUUGCAACAUGGGAAAUAUUUUGAGAAGCUAUGCUCAAUACAAAAAGAAAACAGGAGGAUUCACAGACUUAAAGACCAGUUAUAAAUAGGUAAACCAAGGUUUCAAAAUGUUGUAUUUUUUGCAGACAAUAUUAUAAUUUUUAAGAGAAGUCAUUUUGUUAUGUUAUUUUGAUUUAGAGUUUUGUUUUUCUACAACUUAUAUUUUGUUUGUUAAGUUUUAUCAUGAGACAUCGAUGUUUUUUUUGUUAUGCAAUAUAAAUGACAUUCUUGCUGUCGUUCUGUUUCCUCAUCGACAGGGGGGCAACUUGAUAUUGUUAUAUUAUACAUAGUUAAUUUCAUUGUUGUGACUUAUACAUUCAAAAUCUGUAUCCAGUAAAUUCAACAUUGGAGAAGAAUUUCAUUAUCUGUUACCCAGCACUUUUUGGUAUAAAAUUUUAAAAAGUAUAAAAUGUAUUAAAACAAAUCUUUCAUUUGAUAAAUUUUAAGCAAAUUGUGCUUAUAAAAGAUUGAAUGUUAUCAAGUUACACGAGAAAGCUUGAAAUUAGAAUUGUGUCCACUUCACAGCUUGAUAAUGAAAUGUCCUCAAAUGUUAAUCACUUUCCAAACAUUCAGAUGCUCUGUAUAUUAUUUUUAAACCAUAACACAUUGUAAUCUUGGUUGAUGAUAUUGCUGCUUGACUUUUAAAUUUAUAUAUGUAAUAAAAAGUAUACAUUAUUUCAAUAUACAUGUUUUGAAAAUCUCAGAUUGUUUUAAAACUGGUUAAUGUUUAACAUACUGUUUUGAAUUAUAAAUAUGAUUAAUACAUAUAUAAACUCUAUUAUUGUUUAGUUAGUCUCAUUGCAAACUAAAACAAUGAUUAUUAACUAAACAGGCAAUAUUUUUUUUAUUAUUAUUAUUAUAUAGUAUAAGAAUAGCAAUUUUGACAACCUAAAGCUUUUUUUUUUCAAAUCUUUGAUUCUUAAUGUUUAUUGAAUACUGUCUAAAAAUGAUAUUAAUUAAGAUUGGAAAGAAUCUCAUAUAAGGAUUGAAUCUCCUAUUUUGGAAAUAACAGAAGACAGCUUAUGGAUGUAGAUAAUAAAUAAAGGCAAAAAUAUCAAAGAACAUCAUCAUUUUUUAGAAUUUUUAAUUUGGCAUAUUUUGAAUACUUUCGACAAUCAUGUUUGUAUUUCCUAUGUAAUUUACCUUUACAUUUCAGUAAGGUAGAAUCAGAUGGUCAGGUGUAAUACCUCUGAAAUUAAUCUUGCUGCAACUAUCCAUCCUUUUAAAGUACUAAAAUUUUAACAGUUUUUGUGUUUGUAUACAAAUUGUUUCUUAAACCAUACCAGUUUUUACUAUGUUCAAUAUUUGUGGCGAGAUGGCAAUCAGAUUCCCAAAUUAUCAUGUCUAGGCAUUGAAAUAUUGUUCUGAAAAUAGAAAUAAUGUAUUGUUCUGGCUAUAUAAGGAAACUAAAAACAUACUUAUGUAUCAUAGUGCUUCUCUGUGACUUAACUUUAAUUCUGAAUCAUUCUUGCAUAUAUAUAUUUUCGAGGACCACCAGUAUACUGAGGGAAUAAAUUAUAUAGAAAAGUU
Molecule: messenger RNA, 6080 nt
Organism: Mytilus californianus (California mussel)
Lineage: Eukaryota; Metazoa; Mollusca; Bivalvia; Mytilida; Mytilidae
Product: glutamine--fructose-6-phosphate aminotransferase [isomerizing] 2-like
Exons: 22
Coding region: 95-2206 (703 amino acids)
Biological process (GO): protein N-linked glycosylation; UDP-N-acetylglucosamine metabolic process; fructose 6-phosphate metabolic process
Molecular function (GO): carbohydrate derivative binding; L-glutamine:D-fructose-6-phosphate transaminase (isomerizing) activity
Source: RefSeq, a predicted model, not a curated record